Messenger RNA from Vairimorpha ceranae, 572 nucleotides. RefSeq lists its product as hypothetical. The annotation marks the transcript as partial. The record is from RefSeq and is a predicted model, not a curated record. The transcript has a single exon. Lineage: Eukaryota; Fungi; Microsporidia; Nosematidae.
AUGAAUUGUAUAUGUUUCCUAUGGUUUUUUAAAAAAGUACUAUCAUCAAAUAUUAAUACACGUGAAGGCUUUUGUCUUCUUAAUAAUUCUAUAUUGAAGGAUAAAUAUAAUGAUGAAAAAAUUCAAAAAGAUUGUAAUAAAAGAAUGAGAAUUGAAAGAGAAUGUGAUAUGACUGUUGACUCAGAUGAAAGCAUUAUAGAUGUGGGAAGUGAAGAGUUUGAAAUGAAAGAUUUACAAAAUGUUUAUAAUAACAAUAAAAAACUGAAACAAGACGAUUAUAUAGAUGAUACCACUACUACAAGUCUACGAAGUUUUAAUAAUGAUCUAAAAGACACUCGUGAGAAUGAUUUAACAAAAUCUAGUUGUUCAGAACCGUUAGACUUAAGUUGUAAAUCUAAAAAUAAUCUUGUUUGUCUACGCUCAGAUGCACUACCACUUAACAAUAUAGUUGUAUAUAAUCCUACGAGAGCAAAUACUUUUGAUAAAAAUGUAGAUUUAAAUUUUCUUGAAACUUUAAAAAAUAAUAAUGGUAAUGUCGUAAGUUCAUACGCUAUUAUUGCCAAUACAAAUUC